AUGGUGGUACGGGUAGGGUCGUCUCUGCGAGCCAGACCGAAAUGUUCGCCCGUCUCGAGGACUGCUGCAGAGCCAGACGAGUCCGUCGGCGUCUUCCAAACAGGCGGACCGAGUCGAAGGGAAAGCAAAUGUCAAGACAUUUGGGGAAAAGCUUCUUUCCUGCCCAUGGCGACCAGAUGUCAGGCCAUUGCAGUCCAUCGUGGUACUGGACAGACCAUGUCAAUUGACGCUUCUGAAGCAAAUCUAGUCGUCAGGUUGUCAGACCCACCGUUUAUCGCCGGCCGACCUGAUGGGACUCAGGGACUCGAUGUGAUGCUGUUCUGA
This is a messenger RNA of Protopolystoma xenopodis, 324 nucleotides long. Lineage: Eukaryota; Metazoa; Platyhelminthes; Monogenea; Polystomatidea; Polystomatidae. The record is from the annotation of a GenBank genome assembly.